Molecule: messenger RNA, 2034 nt
Organism: Suillus paluster
Lineage: Eukaryota; Fungi; Basidiomycota; Agaricomycetes; Boletales; Suillaceae
Exons: 11
Coding region: 1-2034 (677 amino acids)
Source: RefSeq, a predicted model, not a curated record
AUGAGCAUAUCUUUGUUUAUGCUCUUGAUUGUUAUCACAAGUGUUCUAGCAGAUUUUAGACCUAACGUGAAUGUCGCCCAACAGCCUGACGAACCUGCCAACUCAGCACUGCUGCACAUGGGCUUACUUGGCUGCUUGCCAGUGCAACCAACAGUCGCUAUUGAUCUCACAUGCCUAGAACUUUAUCAUCAGAUUCGCUGUCGUCAAUCGUCAUUUAGCAUGCAAUCGAUUACAAAAGUUCUCUGUGCGCUUCAUAAUGUAACAUAUUCCCAGUUGACUGUGCACUUGGCAGAGACCACGCUGACUGGCAUAUGUCAGGCGCUUGUCCAUGUUGUGCCUUUGAGCAACCGAACGAGCCGCCACUUAAUCCCUGAAAGACUUCACAGCAUGGACGGCAAUCAUUCCGCCAAACGUCUGGAUGGUUCUGGCUCAGCAGAUGAGCGCGUCUUCAACAGCAAAUAUUUCAUCCCCAUGACUGUGGUGGAACUUUUCAGAGAUGAUGUUCGCAAUCGGCCUGGUGAACAUCGUAGUGAAAAUUGGACAGCUGCCAAGCCUGUGGAGGAGAACAAAAUUUUUGUCUUCGAGCAAACCGGCAUCUUUAUCUUGUAUGGACUCACUGUGACCAAUCGAUUACUUGAUAUCUGCGGGAAUGACCAAGCUCUGGGCCACAACAUUGGCUGUUCAUUGCGCAAGACCAUUGCAGCGAGUUCUAUUGGUGUGAGAGCCAAGGCACAAAAUCUUAUUGUUGCAGUGAACAGUUUUUAUGGAUAUGCUCAUAACUGCUGCUGCCAGCUGCAAAAUCAUCCCUUGUACCUCGAAGGUUUUGGCAACGAGGAUCUAGAAACCUGUGAACGUAUCUUCUCAAGUUAUAAUAGUGCUGCAGUUCUCAUCCGCCACGUGUCCCAUUUUCAUUGGAAGCAAUUUCUGGAUCUUCACUUUGACCAAUGGGAUUGUGACAAGUAUCUUGAAUUAAGUCGCUUCUUAUGCAAUAAUUAUGUCCAGGCGCUCAAAAUCAUCGAAGAUUAUAUGGCCUUGCUUGAGGAGUUCAAGUCCUGGAAAUCGCUUGCUGACCAAGACUUCAUCCAGUGGCAUCAAGAAGAAGUUGAGUUUCUUAGCAACUUAGCUAUUGAACCACCAUCCGAUGUCCUUGCAGUGGCAUACAUUGAGGAGCUUGAGAAGCUUCGGCUCACUGAGUCAGCAUAUGGCAGCGUGACAUCAGUGCCUUUCCUCACGUAUACACCCAUGAGCUUUACGCAAACUUCAGGAUUGAAUGCCAGUGCUCGGCGGCAGUCAAGAACAGUUGAAGCAGAAUGCGCAUCAGUGCUGUGCAGAUAUGAGCUGCAAAUGAACGUUGUGGAUGAUUUUGAGCAGUGGAAUGGCAUCAAUGAACGUUGGACAAUAGCGCACCCUGAAUACACUCAGGCACUGAAGUAUUCUCAUGAGCGCUGCUUCAUUUGGACUGCCAACCUUGUAGGCACAGCACUUGAGAAGUACAACAAGUUAGCCCCUCUUCAAACACCACCUCGGCCCGUCCUCGAUUAUUCCAAAGUUGUGGGGUAUGCUACCCUUGGGGAGUUCUCACUCCUCAAAUAUUCUCGCCAUGAUCUCCUUUCCAAGCCAUGGGCUGUCCCUGACAAUCGGGAAAUGGCAGCUAGAUAUUUCAAGGUGGUGAGGUUGCACAAGGAGAUUACCCGCUUAAAUGUCAAAAUAUGUUGCCUCGACGCUUGGGUCGAGUAUGAUGAUGCGAAGGUGCUAGAAGUCAUUGAGACAUUAACGGUUGAGGAAGCUGACUCCCUUCUUGCUGCAGAGUUCAGACAACAGUACAAUGAACGGCACCGCAUCAACAAUAUUUACCACCAUCAUUUGAACAAGAUUCGUUACCUCAAGGGCUACAGUGGCCAGGCUGCAGCACUGUUGCAUGGUUCUGUGGAGAUGGAGAACUUGGAUGACGAAAGGGAACCAGUUGAUCUCAGGGAGAAUGACGAGUUGAACGACGAAGCUUUCCGUCUUGAAGAUGCCAUUUCUCACCUUUAG